AUGAUGGACGCAAAAUUUAAAAAAGGUUCAUCAGCAUUAAAAUCGCUGAGCGAAAAACAUCACUUAUUACCUAGAUUUGCUGAUUACUUUGCGAUAUGUGGAUUAGACGUUGAUCUUGGACUUGAAGCUGAGCUUUAUACAGAUGGUGUGACGACCUCGCCACCCCUCGAAAGAUCUUUUAAAGGAAAAUCACUAAUAAAUUAUCCAGCAAAUGUUUCGUGGAAUCCUUUUGAUUCAUACGGAAUUUGUAUGCUAUCACUUCCGCAAGGCUUAAAAUUUCGUACACAAAAACAUGACUUGACACCAAGAUUUCAUUCUUUCAUAAGUACAAGAGAUGAUGGAAAGAGAUGUUAUGGGUUUUCAUUAAUAUUUUAUGAAGAAGUUAAAAAUGAGAGUAUUUGUACAGCUUUACAAACGCUUCAAUCAAUGUACAUCACAGAGCUAUCGAGUAGUCAGGGCUCGUUGAGAAGAUCAGAUCCAGUGAGUAGAUCAUUACCAAGACAUUUUCGUCUAGCUGAAGAUGACAAGAGUUCAAAUAGUGCUACGAGUUUUUAUGACAUUCAAAAAGAUACGCUUUUUGUUACCAAAUCAAUAACGCUUGUUUGUCAGUUUGCAUAUUCACAUAUAGCUGAAAUAUUCCUUACUAACCUGUACAAGUGUCUUCCUCGUACUCCUGGAGCUCGCUUAAGUCUUGAAAGUUAUGUUUAUAACAUUUUAUAUGACGUUAAAGUCCCGGAUUUUGGAAAAUCGAUUCGUAUUUAUUUACCGCCAGAUCAAGCGAAUUUAACGCCAAUAAACAUAAUUAUACAACGCCCAAAAAGCAGUGAACUUCCAUUACUUGAUUUCCCGUUACGACAAUUUUUCGAGUAUUUGGGUGUUAAAUAUGUAAUUGAUCUAUUUACUAGUGUGUUGCUUGAAAAUCAAGUGUUGCUAAUAUCAGAAGAUUUUCAAAAACUUACAAUCGUUGCCGAAUGCAUAACAUCAUUAUUAUUUCCUUUUGAAUGGCCCCACGUUUAUGCACCAAUAUUGCCUACAGCAUUACAUCACUUUUUGGAUGCACCAGUUCCUUUUGUGAUGGGUCUUCACGCCGAAAAUGCUGAUAUUAAUUUACAAAAAGUUGGUUUGUGCUAUGUAGAUAUUGAUAAAAGAAAUAUUCAAUUACAUGAAGAUCUGCCUUCGUUUCCGCAUCAACAAGACUUUAUUGAUGAGAUUUAUGAGGUUUUAGCCAAAUACAAUUUAGUUGAUGAUAGAAGCUAUGAUACAGUAGACAAAAAUGAGUCUGAAUCAACAAUUCUAAACCCAAAAAGUCUUCUCAUGAACAAUAAUUUUUAUUUCCAACCAUCUGGAUCGGAUAAAUAUAGUUCAGUGCAGUAUCAAAGACUGUCAACAUCAACAUCACCAGCAACGACAUUAACACUUACAAAAUCACGAAGAAAAAAACAUUCUUUGCAUGACUUUAUAGAAUUUGAUAAUUUGGGGUCAAGUUCAGGGAACCAUAAUGAGCACAAUCAAGGUUCGUCAAGAAGUUCGUCUACCACAAGAAAAACUGAGAAUUUGUUGAGAUCUAAUGAGCACUACUACAACGAUCUUCAUUUUAAUAAUGAAAUUCGUGAGAUAUUCCUUAAUCGAUUCUGCCAAAUAUUUCUAGACUAUGAGCAAUUUGUCAUAUUGCCAAAUCAAAAUAAAAUGGAAUGGUUAAAAAAUCGCGAAUCACUUCACAAUUUCGAUAAAGCGUCAUUUUUAUCAGAUCAACCUGCACAUUAUCGCUCAUUCUUCUCCCAAUUUCUUGAAUCUCAAAUGUUUGCGACAUUGAUUGAUAAUAAGAUUAUGACAUCGUUUGAUGAGAAGACGAACAGCAGCAGUGAUGCAAAGGCAUCAAAAAAUAAUGAUAUGGAUGUGAAUAAAAAUCUACUUUUGUUUGAUAAUCGCAUUAAAAUAUUAAAAAAGCAUUUUGGCAGUGCAGAAGAGAUAAAUGUUCGAUCAAAAAAUCUUGAAAAGUUACCUCACAUGAACAGUUCAAAAGUGUUAUUAGACAAGCGACUAAAGAAUUUUGAUCUAGAAGUUUCACCACCUGUUGAGUUACUCAGAAAUAGUCCAGCUUACUACCGAUCAUUUCCAAUUCUUGAGGCAUCUGUAUUGAAUCAAGCAUCUAGUGAAAGACCGAAUAGUUUAAGGCGCGUAAAGAAAAAGUUGGACUUGGACGAGAGGAAGUUGCACGAGAAGAAAAAUAGCUCAACGAAAUUUUAUCUCAGAGAGAUAGACAUCGAUAAAAAUUUAAGUGGAAGUGCUGAAAGUCUAAGUAUAUCGAGUAGUGUGGGAGCUACGAUAUCAUCGAGUGUUGCUGAUGACAAAAACUCAAAAGCGGAAGAAUUUACGGCAUCAUUUGUGGCACAGACUAAUUGGUCAUUUGUUGAAAAACUUUUAAAGGAAUGUAAAACAAAAACUAAACGGAUGUUGAUGGAGAAAAUUGACAUGGAAGUGGGUAGUGGGAGUGCAGAUGUUGAAGAGAAUUCAUUAAUUACCUCACUGUGUGAUUUACUCGAAAAAAUUUGGUCACAUGGACUCAUCCAACCGCACUCGAAAUCGGCUCACACCAAAAAUCAUUAUCACAAUAAUAAUCAAAUCAAGUCACCCUUCUGGUCGCAUCUGUUGCGUUAUUUUGAGAAAAUGGAAAAAAUGAAUGCGCUUGAGAAUGGUGAAAAUAUGAAGAGUGGUCGAAAAUUAGAUUCCGGUGCACAGUUGCUUAGCACACCAGCUCUCGCCUGGUCUGUUAUGAGAAAGAGGAUGGAUUAUCUGUCAUCAUUGAAAGUGGAGCCACAAGACAUGUCAUCGUCAUUUAUAGCAACAUCAAGUACUCCAUCACCAACAGCUUCACUUCAGCGUCGUGCACAGCAACAGAGAUCUCGUCGUUCAAAAUCAUGUGAAAAGCGUACAUUAUUAAGCAAUGAUAAUAUGGAAUUAGUUUUGCCAAAACUACCCGAUACACUCGAGUACGAUAUUCGAAAUAUUUUAUCAAUGCAUGAGAUUAAAACAGAUAUUGGAUACGCUCGGGCUUUCGUUCGAUUGACAUUAGAGAAGAAAGUACUUUCGCGUCAUUUAAAAACAUUAUUGGCGGAUGUAUCGAUACUUCGGUCGAUGUAUAAGCGAACUGCUUUUCUAACAUAUGAGGAAGAAAAGGAGCAAUUUCUGUAUCACUUAUUGACGUUAAAUGCCGUUGAUUAUUUCUGUUUUACAUCCGUUUAUGGAAUGACUAUAAUACCAUAUAGAAUUUUAAUUGUACCAGUGUCCGGGACGGGAACGCUAACACGAAAAUCAACAUUGCCAAAACUGUGGUUAACGAUUUUUGGUUCAAUUGGAGAGACAGAAAAAAUUGCAUUAAAUAAAAUAGAGCUUUUGAUGGAGCAUAAAAAUUUAGGAGUUUUGAGAACGAUGAGAAUUGGCAUUGACGGUACUCAAAGCACAUCAACGUUAUCGACAUCUGCUAAAUUUCAUUUGGAUUGUAUAUGGAUCAGAAAUGAGGUCACUGGACAUGCAUAUAAAUUUCCAUGUAAUCGAUGGCUUGGAAGAGGCAUUGAUGAUGGUUCAAUGGAACGACUUUUAAUUGCACAGCUAAUUCGACCGACUACAGAUCCAAUGGAUGAUCAGUUUAGCACAACAUUGAUAGAAAAGCCACCGCUUAAUAUAGUAAAUAAAUUACCAUCAUCAUCGCCAUCUUCAAUGACCGAGAGCUUUACAAAUUCAUCGGUCAGUAAUGAUGAGAAAGAGAAGAAGGAUCCAAAUGAAAUUCAAAAUAAUUUGAGUGAUUCUGUCAAUAAAAUUGUAAAAUGGUUUUAUCGACAUCAACGAAGAUUAAUGAAUAAUGUUGAUUGCAGUCACGAUAUGUCGGUGCUGACAAAUUUGUUGUGUGGCGAUGGAGGCUUUGUUGAAUCUCUAAUGGCUGCAUUUAUGCUCGGCUUUCGUUCUCAACGGUUGUUUGGCAGAAAUUUUUGUCUCUGGGACUUUUUUGUACGAUGUAAGGAUGAGUUUGAACAAAAUUUAACAGCAGAUACGAUAGCAUCAAUGCAAGGAAUAAAUGAACAAAAUCAUGCUGAUGAAAGGUUGAUAGAAGUCUGGAAUGGAUACUGUCAAUUAGUUGAUGAAAUUUCUAAAAACUCUACAAUCGGAUCAGAUGAGAAAUUUCAGCUUUUCAUAUGCCUUUGCCUUCGUGAACAUCUGCUUCACCGAAUGUUGCCAGCGCUUUCAACAUCACGUACAGCAAGUGAAAUGUAUGAUGAUAGCAGCUUUCUACGGCAUCAAAGUUUAAAUAGAUUUCUUUAUCAAAUAUUACAAUCACUUGGUGAUUUUCCAUUUGACCUUGAUAAUUCCAUUACAUCAAGUCUCGCAUCUAACUGUUGA
Chironomus riparius is the source of this 4395-nucleotide messenger RNA. The record is from the annotation of a GenBank genome assembly. NCBI's taxonomy places the organism in Eukaryota, Metazoa, Arthropoda, Insecta, Diptera, Chironomidae.